AUGAGCACUCAAGUUCUAAAGAUGCUGGAGAGUUCUGAAGUAAAUAAAAAGACCCCAUCAGACUUCCCAUAUUCCUUCACUGAGGAUGGACAUCUCUGUCAUGUAGCCACACUGAAACCCUACAAGUUCCCGUUCCAGCUCAAGGACGUUCAAGCGACCAUGAGGGAACAUACAACUCUGUGCUGCUACAUCUCCCAGCAUGUUUACAGUCUCCUUGAAAAUAAGUGUAACUUGAUCAAGGUGUACCUGGACAAAGGAAGCCGAUCUGAUUCCCCUGCUCCUGGAUUUGUCUACAUGAGUCCAGGGGCUUUGGGACAUCAUGGGAUGCUAAUGGUCCUGAUCCAGGGUAAAGGCACUAUAAGGUGUGGCGUGUGGAGUUGGAGAGCUGUAGCCCAUGAGGGUCUAGAGAGAGGGAGUCAGAUCCCAUACGUGCGCUGGGCUUUGGAGGAAUCCUGUGCUGUUUUGUUAAUGAACCCCAACGAAGAAGCAAUGACCCCAGAGGAGCAUGUGCUCCAGGUGUGGGAUCAGUUACUGCUGAACAGCACUGCAGAGCAAAUCGCAGUGGUGGCACAUGGUCACGGAGGUUUAGCUUUUGUUCAUCUCCUGUGCUGUAGGUUGGAAGAGAUACAACAACGGAAGUGUGCAGUGGCCUUCGUCGAUUCUUCACACAACCUGUGGCAUCAGCCGCUCGGCCCUUCGGGACGCGAUUGGAUCAAGGUACAUUCCAGCACAUGGGUGCUGAGCAGCAAGCCCAAGAAUCGGCUGGUGGGGUCACUGAAGGCGGGGUGUAGGAUGAUGUCAGCAGGGACACAGUGCCAUGAGACGGCGCCUGCUGUGUGCAUGGAAUCGAUAUUACGCUUCUUUACCAAACUGAUGAGGCCUGCAGUCGUACCGACGCCCUUCGGGAUCGUUACUAGAAGCAGGAGCCUUAGCGUGAGAAAAAUGAGCAGCACCACAGACGGAAACAAUAAUACUUCCUGA
Messenger RNA from Hemibagrus wyckioides, 981 nucleotides. RefSeq lists its product as uncharacterized. Lineage: Eukaryota; Metazoa; Chordata; Actinopteri; Siluriformes; Bagridae. Gene Ontology annotation, cellular component: nucleus. The transcript has 2 exons. The coding region runs from base 1 to 981 and encodes 326 amino acids. The record is from RefSeq and is a predicted model, not a curated record. Gene Ontology annotation, biological process: regulatory ncRNA-mediated heterochromatin formation. Gene Ontology annotation, molecular function: siRNA binding.